UGGAUCGAAACAACGCAGUACAGGAGUCCGCUUGGUAACCGCUUGAUCGACGGAUCGUGCACGGAUUGUUACAAGUGCAAGGGCAAUGGCAAUGGUGUAUACCUUGUACAGUACAAGUCACUCGAUGGUGUCGUGUGGUGUGCGGUGCAGUUUGGAGGUGUACGGUGCGGUGCUGUACGCCGUCUUCCUGUUUCGCUCGACGACGCUCUAUUUCUGACGAGCGCCAAGGAACAUCGACAACGUUUGUCUGGACGUUUUCUCAUCGAACGUCAAUUGUGCAAUGUCGUCGAUUCGCGAACGGCGCUGAAGAGCAAAAAGGUCAGGAUGCUGAGCAGCUUGGCAAACUACUUACUCGGAGGUAAUAUCUUCGGCUCCGGCACACAGGACUCUCGGGAAGGGUCCAAUAACGAAACCCCGGAGUCCCUUCCAGUAAUGGCGAGGCUCAAUCAGGUGGAGGUUGAGGGCGAUGAGUGGAUCCUCAUUGACCGUGCUGUUGAGGGUGCGACGACGCUGGAGGAGUCGUGGUAUGUAACGCCACCCCCAUGUUUUACACGGGCGGGACCCGUAAACGUGGAAACAUCUCCGCUGGAGAACCUGCUGAUCGAGCAUCCCAGCAUGUCCGUAUACCGAGCCACGACUCUUACAGUCGCCCCCGACACUCCACCGCCAACGCCGGAUGCAUCGGAAAACAGAGACGUCGAGGAGGACGUUUUACCUUCUAUCGUUUCCGGUGUACCGGCCACGGCGGCAGCCUCGUUGAACCGUAGACCGAGAAGAAUCGUCAGCGAUCAAGAAAUUUACAGACCCUCUAUUCACGGCGGAAGACCCGCCGUCGGACGUGUCAGCACCGAGAAGAGGAUAGUCCAGAGUCGCUCGGCGCAGAAGGUUCUCGAGAAGAGGUCUACCCAGGCGCUAAAGAGGGGCCGUCUAGAGAGGAGCAACAAACUGACGGAGGUGUUCAGCGGUAAAGGCAGACGUCCCCGCCGGCAAGACCGCUUGCGCGUCCAGAACAGUGGCGCAAACAACAACCGGAAAUGCUAGUCAUUCGAUCUCAGGCCAAGGUGUACUCAAGUACCUUCUUCCUAAAGUAAACAAAAACAAAAAAAAAACACGCAAACAAGACACGCAAGAAAGCAAAAAAAAAUGCAAAAAAUGAAGAAGUAACGAUGACGCGAACUAAUCUUACAAUUAGUUUAAUCCCUAUCGUGUUCUUGUUCGUUGGCACGUGUCGCAACGACGUAUCACACACAUACAUACACACACACAAACACACACACACACACACACACACACACACACACACACA
This is a messenger RNA of Hylaeus volcanicus, 1306 nucleotides long. RefSeq names its product tumor protein p53-inducible nuclear protein 2 (gene TP53INP). Gene Ontology annotation, biological process: positive regulation of DNA-templated transcription; autophagosome assembly. The transcript has 4 exons. Bases 325 to 1041 code for a protein of 238 amino acids. The record is from RefSeq and is a predicted model, not a curated record. Lineage: Eukaryota; Metazoa; Arthropoda; Insecta; Hymenoptera; Colletidae. Gene Ontology annotation, cellular component: nucleus; autophagosome.